Messenger RNA from Geodia barretti, 839 nucleotides. NCBI's taxonomy places the organism in Eukaryota, Metazoa, Porifera, Demospongiae, Tetractinellida, Geodiidae. The record is from the annotation of a GenBank genome assembly.
CCCUCUUUCUACCCUGCCCUUCCAUAUCCGAGCGUUUAUAGCGUGGUUUCCACUGCCAUGGGGAACCUCGUUGCAGUUUGAAGCUCAGGCUGCAAGCAGGUUAGGUGCGGUAACUUUGCGACUGGAAAAGAAGUGUUUUCAUAGGGCCCGCCUUUAGCUCCGCCUACCCAGAUUGGAUACCGUUGGACCUCCCCACACCACACACACACACACACACACACACACACAGACCAUAGAGAGAUUGUGGUGCAGUAAUGUCCACCGCUCAUCCUGAAGGAAGUGCCAGCGAAGGCUCUCCAUUUGAAAGAAUUGAGGUUUCAAUGGAGACUGAGGUUUUGAGUGAGAGCGACAUCGUCCGUAGUGAAAGUGACAUCAUCCGUACAGUAGGGUCAGAGGUCACAACGGGUGUGGCCCAAACAGUGUCGGAGGAGAUAUGUGGAUUGUCUCAUCUCUCCCGUACCACAACCGACAGGGGUGCCACUAUUCAAGCUGAGGUAACGACAGGGACAGACUCCCUACUGAGCAGUGAUCCAACACAAACUGAACUGGCACAGCAGGAGGCCGGCCAAGACUGGUCUGCCACACAGCAACACGGGGCAGGAGAGGGAGCAGGCAAGGGGGGAGACACGGCCAUGGAGACCGGAGAUCUAGAAACACUCCCUCCCCUCUCGAUGUCUCCUUCUUCCACUGCUGGCCCGACGCAGGAAGACAUCGUAGCCUUUGCCGAACAGUACUCAUUGAACCUGGCCUCGAAACGCUUCAGUGUUCCGGUAGCCACAAUAAAAAAGUGGAUGAAAUCCAGCUCGGUGGCACUGACACCUAAAUACAACUCCCCCGGA